CUGUGAGUGCUCGGUCGUUACUUCCGGUGUAAGAAAAGAUGCAGAGAAAAGAGGGAGAUACUUAGGAAAAGUUUUGAACAAGGCUUUCACUGUCAUACAUGUAGAAUCAUCUGCUACAUCAGUCAUGUUGUGUGAUGGGGAAUUACAAAUCCAGACCAACAAUUUCUUGUGCAGAUGAACUGAAAAAGAAAAUAAGUGAAAGUUACUCAAUAUUCAGAUCAAAAAUCAUUGAAGAACUUCGCCCCAAUGAAAAAGAUUGGACAGAGCUGCAGUUAGCUUGUGGAAGAGGAGACUGUACCACUGUAGCAGACUUGUUGACUGAGGAGAAUGUAGAGGAGAGGACAGAUACUGGUCUAACAUUGCUUCACAUAACGUGUAUAUUUGGGGGAAGUAAAACUCUGAUAGACUUAUUGCUGAAGAAAAGAGUGAAAAGCUCUGUCCUCAGUAAAAACCAGUUUUCUGCACUUCACUUGGCUACAUACAAGGGUGAUACAGAGUGUGUACAAUACUUGCUCGACAGUGAUGAUGUAGACGUAAAUUUAGCAGGAAACAGUGGGGCAACGCCACUACACAUUGCAGCUAAAUGUGGUCAUGCUGAGAUUACAAGUGCACUGUUAGAAAAUGGAGCCAAGGUUAAUGUUGAGGACGCAGUCAAGUUUUCACCACUGCAUGUAGCCUGUAACUUUGGCCAUGAUCGGGUGGUGGAGCUGCUGAUUUCCCACGGGGCGGAUGUGAACAUCUCGGGAGGAGUGGGAGAUAGGCCUCUACAUCUGGCCUGUGCCAAGGGCCACUUACAUAUAACCAAACUACUGGUGGAGGGUACCUCCCAACAAAAGGCUGAUGUAAAUGUUACGGACGAUGAACAGCACCGACCGAUCCAUUUUUGCUGUAAGUCUGGUCAUCUGGCCGUCCUGUACUACCUGUUGGAAAACAAGACGGAGCCACAUGUCAGAAACAUAUACGGAGACACGCCCCUUCAUUUAGCAUGUUACAAUGCUAAGGUGGAAGUGGUGAAACAGCUGGUAGCACUGACCAGUGCUGAAAGUCUGACCGUGGAAAACAUCUUCAGCGAGUUUCCACUACACAGUGCCUGUACCAGUGGCCGAAGUUUGGAACUGAUCAAGUAUUUACUGGAGCAGCCCAGCGUCAACAUUAACCAACAGGGGCGAGAUGGACACACAGCGUUACACAGUGCCUGUUACCAUGGCCACAUCCGUGUUGUCCAGUUCUUGUUAGAGUGUCGUGCCGACAUGAAUCUCGUGUCCACCAUGACUGAUCAAAGCUCAGGUAGUGAGAAAGUGGAGGAGCAGACAGCACUCAUGUGGGCAUAUGAACAAGGACAUGAUGACAUCGUGACACUUCUAAAGCACCACAAGCGGCCCCAGGAUGAAUCUGCCUGUGGGGACUACUCCCAGCCAGGUCAAGAAGGGUCAUACGUGUCUGUCCCCUCUCCCCUGGGUAAACUCAAAAGUAUAACACGAGAGAAGAUCGAUGUCCUACAGCUGAGGUCUACCCUACCUCGUCACUACCACCUUAAUAUCAGUGACCUGGACUUUGAGGAGGUCAUCGGCAGUGGUUCGUUUGGCAAAGUGUUCAAGGGACGAUACGAUGGCAAGGUUGUGGCCAUUAAAAGGUAUAGGGCAAACUCAUUUGGUGCUAAGUCUGAUGUGGACAUGUUCUGUAGGGAGGUUGCUAUACUGUCCAAAUUAAACAGUCCAUAUGUAAUCAACUUUGUGGGGGCGUGCCUGGAUGAUCCUAGUCAAUUUGCCAUUGUUACUCAGUUUGUGUCAGGUGGCUCCCUCUUCAGUAUCCUUCAUGAACAAAAAAGAGUUAUAGAUCUGCAUUCCAAACUGACCAUAGCUGUAGACAUGGCCAGGGGUAUGGCCUACCUCCACACACUGCCUCAACCAAUCAUACACCGCGACCUCAACAGCCACAACGUCUUACUCGAUGAAAAUGGACAUGCUCUUGUGGCAGAUUUUGGAGAAUCCAGAUUUUUACGAUCCCUGGAGGACAAUAUGACAAAACAACCUGGUAAUCUCCGUUGGAUGGCGCCCGAGAUAUUUACACAGUGUACCAAGUACAGUAUAAAAGCAGACAUGUUCAGCUACUCCCUGUGUCUGUGGGAACUGCUUGCUGGAGAACUGCCAUUCGGCCACCUCAAACCUGCUGCUGCAGCAGCUGAGAUGGCCUACCACAAUACGAGACCACCAAUAGCAGUUACCUUCCCCAAACCACUGGUGGCCAUCCUUCAGCGCGGCUGGAACGCCUCGGCAGAGGAUAGACCUGAAUUUAAAGAGAUUGUAACUAUUCUGGAGGAUUGUAAACAGUCUCAGGGUGCUGCUCUCCUCAGUAACUCCCCGAUCAGUGUGUCCCUUGUGUCACGACUCUCACCAAUCAGAGACGAGGAGGAAGGAGAGGAAGGUCGUGACACUCCGCCCCUCGCUGGUCAUGUGACAGCACUUAGGUCACACUGGGAACAGGAAGCCACCAGACACAGUGUUGUUCCCGAUGAUGAACUGAAGCGACGUCUUCAGUACCCACAGAUAGACAAGAAUGGCUAUGUGUCGGACCCGCUGAGUACCUUACAAAUCCCUGUGACGAUUGCGCCGCCAGCAGAACCACCAACCAAGGCCGACUCUCCCUUCACCCCAUCUGUCCUUAACAACCUCUGUAAUGGCUUCCGGUCACAGUCCCCAGCCAGUAGUACUUCCUCUGUCAGUGACAUCACUUCCUGAGCCACAGUCCCCAGCCAGUAGUACUUCCUCUGUCAGUGACAUCACUUCCUGAGCCACAGAAGAGAUAUUUUGGGAAUUAAGCUGUCUGCAGUUUGUCAGACAUAACACAAAAGUGACCUUGUUACAGAUGUUGUAUAAACAAUUUAUUGUGUUAUAUUUAAUUUACAUGUGUGAUGAUGGGUGUCCCAGGUACAAUGUCCUGACAUCAUAAUCAUUUGAUCUGUUACCUGCAAAUGUGCCAAAACUAACUAUUUUCAUAAAAUGCAUUAAGUUAUUAUCUAUGAUGGAUUAUCUAUGAUGGAUUAUCUUACAUACAUGUAGGCCAGCUGGUUUUUCCACAAGGAAAGUUGAUGAUUUUAGUCUGAAAAAGGAGAUGUUUGCCUUCUGUCUGUCAGUCCUUCUGUCUGUCUGUCCAUCGCCCGUCCAUAAACAAUUUACAUUUUCAACUUCUCAGAAACCCCUGAACCAAUUUCAUUGAAAAUUUGGAGAAACCUUCCGUGGCCAAAGUUCAACCAAAAGUGUUAAUUAUUUAGUCCCCACCCCUCAGGGUAAGGGCAAAAAGGGUCAAAUUGACUGAAAUUUCAAAAAUCAUCUUCUCAAGACCCAAAUAAGGUAGGAUCAAAUACUAUACCUUAAUAGUAGGGUUUUAGGGUGCUGUAUCAAAAUUGUGAAUUUUAUUACCCUGGGCUCUUAUGUUUGCCCCUCAUGUUUUUCUCUGGAGAGGGGGUAAACUUUACUUAAGUUUAUAUAAGGAAAUCACACUUGACUGAAAUAUUUCAGAACCCAGGGGACCCAUUGACCUCUUGUUCAUGCUGUCCCCAAACAUAGAGAAUCAGUUUUGUAACAAGAACAAGUAUAUCGUUGUUCAGCCUUUUCUUUAACUACAGUAAUAACUAAUUAUAAAGAUAAAUACAUGUAUAUAUUGUAAAAACAGUAUUUAGAUAUUUCAUUGUAGUUGAGACAUAUUUGUACCUAUGACAAUAUAGCAUUUUUCAUUGUUCUGAUAUAAGUCAUAGCUGUGUAGACUUCACAUAUCUAGAGAAGUUUAAUUUAUUCUUUAUCAACAGUGUUUGUCCAAAAAAUGUUUGCUAUGCAAUCUUAUUGAUGCGAAAGUAAGAAAUUGGUGAAAGCUUGUAUGAUAUCCCAGAUAUAUCAGAGCAUGACUUCAUAAUGUAUGAUAUCCUAGAUAUAUCAGAGCAUGAUUUCAUAAGGUAUGAUAUAUCAGAGCAUGAUUUCAUAACGUAUGAUAUCCCAGAUAUAUCAGAGCAUGAUUUCAUAACGUAUGAUAUCCCAGAUAUAUCAGAGCAUGAUUUCAUUAGGUAUGAUAUCCCAGAUAUAUCAGAGCAUGAUUUCAUAACGUAUGAUAUCCCAGAUAUAUCAGAGCAUGAUUUCAUAACGUAUGAUAUCCCAGAUAUAUCAGAGCAUGAUUUCAUUAGGUAUGAUAUCCCAGAUAUAUCAGAGCAUGAUUUCAUAACGUAUGAUAUCCCAGAUAUAUCAGAGCAUGAUUUCAUAACGUAUGAUAUCCCAGAUAUAUCAGAGCAUGAUUUCAUAACGUAUGAUAUCCCAGAUAUAUCCGUGCAUGAUUUCAUAACGUAUGAUAUCCCAGAUAUAUCAGAGCAUGAUUUCAUAACGUAUGAUAUCCCAGAUAUAUCCGUGCAUGAUUUCAUAACGUAUGAUAUCCCAGAUAUAUCAGUGCAUGAUUUCAUAACGUAUGAUAUCCCAGAUAUAUCAGUGCAUGAUUUCAUUAACAGUGAUAUUACAAGAUUGCUUUUUUUAAUUAUCUUUUAGAAAGGCUGAAAUCUUUCUAUGUCUAAACAGAGUUAUUGCCCUUUGUUUAUGGUAAAUAUGGAAUGUUAGCAUAGGUAAUAAGAUUUAUAAAAAUAAUGGAUAGUUCCAGUCUAUUAUUACAGCUAUGUUUAAAGCACUUCCACAAGGUUGAAGUUGAAGUAGCACGACACUGCCAUUGAUCUUUUAGAACUGAGAUUUAAUGUAAUUUUAUGUAAUUUUAUGUAAGUUUAUGUAAGUUUAUGUGGUUCUAUCAUCCCUAAAUCCUGGUUUGUCUGUAGUCUUGGAUUGACUGACACUCCUGUCUUAUAUAGUGAUCUGGUGCCUUGUGAUCAAGUGUAACUCUUUCUGUGUGAAUUGAACUAUCAAUUUAGGUAUAUAUAUAAAAUGAAAACAAAUCUGUUGAUAUCUCAAGUGUGUGUUUGUGUGUGCAUGUGUGCAUGUGUGCGUGUUGUGAAAAAAGAUUGGAAGAAAACUGUAUGACUUUCAACACAGUUACAAAUUCAAAGAAAAAAUAAUGAUUUGUUAUAAAAAUUAAUGCUCAUUGAUGUAAUAAAAUGAAAAAUGAUAAAUGUUUGAUAUACAUGUACAUACCAGACAUGGGUUCAAUUGCAUGGUAAUGUAAUUAAUUAAAUUACUGUUACUUUGUGAAAAUGGCAUAAACAUUACCAUUACCGUUAAAAAAAUUGAAAUAUCAUUAAUUGAAUUACCUUUACUUUGCCAAUGUAAUUAAUUAAAUUACACAUUACAUUUUGUGUUAAAGAAUUUAUUGUAGACAAAAGACUAAACUGGUAACAUAAAUUACAUAAUACUGCCUAUUUAUAAAUGACACAAUGUGUAUUAUACAUCAGUAUUGAACAUGUAGUUUUAUACAUUUGUGUGAUAGAAAUGUAUAAUACAUGUUGAUCAUUAUUAAUAAUUAUAGUACAUUUAUAUCUAUUUCACUUGAUUUAUAAUUUACAACAACUUUUGUUAGUAGUACUUUUGAAAUAAACUUUUUCCCUCUUCAAAAUCAGUUGUGAUAUACAUGUAAUUGAAAUGUAAUUGAAAAAUAAUUGGUGGUGUCAGGCAUUUUGUAAUGUAAUGAAUUACAUUACCAUUACAUGUAAUUAAAUUUACCUUGAAUUACAAAUUACUUUCAAUUACUUGGGAAAAUGUAAUGCAUUAAAUUACGUUUUUAAUUACCCCAUGCCUGAUACAUACACAUAUUUUCAUCAAUAUUUAUGUUUAUAUGUGAAACAGAAACCUUACAAUAAUGACUUGUUUGCUGUAUUGAUUUCAUUGGAUCACCAUGACUGAUGGUUGUGCUAUGACAGUCGCAUUAGUGUGAAGGAUGGAAGGGAAAGUUGUCUUGUUUGGCUUUUUAGGUUGUGGUAUUAUAUAAUGUGUGAUAGUGGUUUUAUAUGGAGUGUGAGAGUUUAGUUUUAUAUGGUGUGUGAGAGUUAAGUUUUAUAUGGAGUGUGAGAGUUUAGUUUUAUAUGGUGUGUGAGAGUUAAGUUUUAUAAGGAGUGUGAGAGUUUAGUUUUAUAUGGAGUGUGAGAGUUUAGUUUUAUAUGGAGUGUGAGAGUUUAGUUUUAUAUGGAGUGUGAGAGUUUAGUUUUAUAUGGUGUGUGAGAGUUUAGUUUUAUAUAUGGAGUGUGAGAGUUUAGUUUUAUAUGGUGUGUGAGAGUUUAGUUUUAUAUAGUGUGUGAGAGUUUAGUUUUAUAUAGUGUGUGAGAGUUUAGUUUUAUAAGGAGUGUGAGAGUUUAGUUUUAUAUGGAGUGUGAGAGUUUAGUUUUAUAUGGAGUGUGAGAGUUUAGUUUUAUAUGGAGUGUGAGAGUUUAGUUUUAUAUGUCACUUGAGUUUAGUUUUAUAUGUUACUCGAGAGUUUAGUUUUAUGUUGUGUGUGAGAGUUUAAUUUUAUAUGUCAUGUGAGAGUUUAUUUAAGGCAUGUGCAAUGUAUUUUAUUAGCCCACCAUUAUCAGAUAGUCUCUUCUCCCACCAUCACCUGUCCAUUCUUGUUAAUCUCCACAUCUCAAGAGUGACUUGAUCAUUAGAUCAUCGUCAAAGUUCCAUGUAGGUAAGUAGGUUACCCCAGGUCCCUAGUAGGUUACCGCUGGUCCCUAGUAGGUUACCCCUGGUCCCUAGUAGGUUACCCCUGGUCCCUAGUAGGUUACCCCAGGUCCCUAGUAGGUUACCCCUGGUCCCUAGUAGGUUACCGCUGGUCCCUAGUAGGUUACCCCUGGUCCCUAGUAGGUUACCCCUGGUCCCUAGUAGGUUACCCCAGGUCCCUAGUAGGUUACCUCUGGUCCCUAGUAGGUUACCCCUGGUAACUAGUAGGUUACCCCUGGUCCCUAGUAGGUUACCCCUGGUCCCUAGUAGGUUACCCCAGGUCCCUAGUAGGUUACCCCUGGUCCCUAGUAGGUUACCCCAGGUCCCUAGUAGGUUACCCCUGGUAACUAGUAGGUUACCCCUGGUCCCUAGUAGGUUACCCCUGGUAACUAGUAGGUUACCCCUGGUCCCUAGUAGGUUACCCCUGGUCCCUAGUAGGUUACCCCAGGUCCCUAGUAGGUUACCCCUGGUAACUAGUAGGUUACCCCUGGUCCCUAGUAGGUUACUGCUGGUCCCUAGUAGGUUACCCCUGGUCCCUAGUAGGUUUCCCCAGGUCCCUAGUAGGUUACCCCAGGUCCCUAGUAGGUUACCCCUGGUAACUAGUAGGUUACCCCAGGUCCCUAGUAGGUUACCCCUGGUAACUAGUAGGUUACUCCUGGUCCCUAGUAGGUUACCCCUGGUCCCUAGUAGAUUACCUCUGGUCCCUAGUAGGUUACCCCUGGUCCCUAGUAGGUUACCCCUGGUCCCUAGUAGGUUACCGCUGGUCCCUAGUAGGUUACCCCUGGUCCCUAGUAGGUUACCCCUGGUCCCUAGUAGGUUACCCCUGGUCCCUAGUAGGUUACCCCAGGUCCCUAGUAGGUUACCCCUGGUCCCUAGUAGGUUACCCCUGGUCCCUAGUAGGUUACCCCUGGUCCCUAGUAGGUUACCCCUGGUCCCUAGUUGUGCAUGUUCAACUUUGAGAUUGAACUAACAAAUAAAAAGACAGACAGCCAUCUUGGAAGCUAAAAUUGAUCAAAUUUCAUAUUUUUGUGCCAUUUAAAACUUGUUCAAUUUUAAAACUGAUUGGAGGAGCAAAUUUAAAGAUUUUUGGAAUGAUUUCAAAAACAACCGACAGGAGGCAAUUUUGGAUUUUGGUAAAUACUGCACAUUGCUAUUCCUUACCACUUGGUCCCCAGUUGUGUGUGUUUGAUUUUGUAACUGUUGUUGCAAUUUAUAGAAAGAAUUUGUUGAUCAAUGUCAUUCUGUGUUGUCUUGAAUACAACAGAUGAUUAAGGGGAAUGAGGAGAUAACCGUAACCCUAACCAUAACCCUAGCCCUAACCCUACCCUAACCCUAACCUAACCCUAUAACCCUAACCUAACCCUAUAACCCUACCCUAACCCCUAACCCUACCCUAACCCUAACCUAACCCUAAUCAAUAAAGACCCUAUGAUGGUGGGCACUAACAUCCCUUUGGAAUCUGAUAUUUGUGGAUCUUAGUUUUACAAUGUGUUUUUAUUGAACAAUGCUUGCACUCAUUUAAUGUUUACAUAGUUUUUUAGCUCACCUGGUCCUAAGGACCAAGGUGAGCUUAUGCUAUACCGUGGCAUCCGUCCGUCUGUCUGUCCAUCUAUCCGUCCGUCAACAAUUACCUUGUGAACACGAUAACUUGAGUAAAUAUCCACCAGGUUUGAUGAAACUUUGUAUGCAGUCAGAUAUUGGCAAGAUCUCAGACGAGUUCAAAAAUGGAAAUUAUUCAUCUGUAACUUACAGAGUUAAUGCCCAUGGUAAUAAUAUCAUUAUUAAACCUUGUGAACACAAUAACUGGAGUAAUUAUCAACUUAUAACUCAAUUAUCAAGUUUGUUCAACCUUUUUAUGCUUCCAUAGAUCGACAAGAUCUCAGACAAGUUCGAAAAAUGGGAAUUAUUCGACUGUAACUUACAGAGUUAUUGGCCUUUCUAAUAAUAUUGUUAUUAACAAUGUUUUUGGUUCACCUUGGAUGAAGGUGUUUUUUUUAAUGCUACUUGUCCUGAAUAACUAAAUGGAUUUUGAUGAAAUUUGGUCUGGAGAAUCAUUUGGCAGUGUUGAAUGUUGUAUAAAUGAAGAAUGUGACACCCUUUUGGCAGGAGAAAGGGGGCCCAAUAGUUGGAAAAUAUUUGAAAUAUAGAUUGAAUUAGAGUAUUUUGCCAUAAUUACUGAAAUAUCCAGGUGAGCGAUGCAGGCCCUCUGGGCCUAUUGUUAAUUUGUCGAUUCUAUUAUUUUAUUGUUUAAAUGCAAUUUUGACAAAACUAUGCAACUGGAAAGACAAACCUUGGGGUGACAACCAAUAAUGUGACAGGAAUGACAUACCUUGGGGUGACAACUAAUAAUGUGACAGGAAGGACGUACCUUGGGGUGACAACCAAUAAUGUGACAGGAAGGACGUACCUUGGGGGUGACAACCAAUAAUGUGACAUGAAGGACGUACCUUGGGGGUGACAAUCAAUAAUGUGACAGGAAGGACGUACCUUGGGGGUGACAACCAAUAAUGUGACAUGAAGGACGUACCUUGGGGGUGACAACCAAUAAUGUGACAGGAAGGACGUACCUUGGGGUGACAACUAAUAAUGUGACAUGAAGGACGUACCUUGGGGUGACAACUAAUAAUGUGACAGGGAGGAUGUACCUUGGGGUGACAACUAAUAAUGUGACAGGGAGGAUGUACCUUGGGGUGACAACUAAUAAUGUGACAUGAAGGGCAUACCUUGGGGUGACAACUAAUAAUGUGACAUGAAGGACGUACCUUGGGGUGACAACUAAUAAUGUGACAAGAAGGACGUACCUUGGGGUGACAACCAAUAAUGUGAAGGGAGGAUGUACCUUGGGGUGACAACCAAUAAUGUGACAGGGAGGACAUACCUUGGGAUGACAACUAAUAAUGUGACAGGGAGGAUGUACCUUGGGGUGACAACCAAUAAUGUGAAGGGAAGGACGUACCUUGGGGUGACAACUCAUAAUGUGACAGGGAGGAUGUACCUUGGGGUGACAACCAAUAAUGUGACAGGGAGGAUGUACCUUGGGGUGACAACCAAUAAUGUGACAGGAAGGACGUACCUUGGGGUGACAACUCAUAAUGUGACAGGGAGGAUGUACCUUGGGGUGACAACUCAUAAUGUGACAGGGAGGAUGUACCUUGGGGUGACAACCAAUAAUGUGACAGGGAGGAUGUACCUUGGGGUGACAACCAAUAAUGUGACAGGAAGGACGUACCUUGGGGUGACAACUCAUAAUGUGACAGGGAGGAUGUACCUUGGGGUGACAACCAAUAAUGUGAAGGGAAGGAUGUAAUUUGGGGUGACAACCAAUAAUGUGACGAAAAGGGCAUACCUUGGGGUGACAACCAAUAAUGUGACAGGAAGGACGUACCAUGGGGUGACAACCAAUAAUGUGAAGGGGAGGAUGUACCUUGGGGUGACAACCAAUAAUGUGAAGGGAAGGACCUACCUUGGGGUGACAACCAAUAAUGUGACGAAAAGGGCAUACCUAGGGGUGACAACCAAUAAUGUGACAGGAAGGACGUACCAUGGGGUGACAACCAAUAAUGUGAAGGGGAGGAUGUACCUUGGGGUGACAACCAAUAAUGUGAAGGGAAGGACCUACCUUGGGGUGACAACCAAUAAUGUGACAGGAAGGAUGUACCUUGGGGUGACAACCAAUAAUGUGACAGGAAGGACGUACCAUGGGGUGACAACCAAUAAUGUGAAGGGGAGGAUGUACCUUGGGGUGACAACCAAUAAUGUGACAGGAAGGACGUACCAUGGGGUGACAACCAAUAAUGUGAAGGGAAGGAUCUACCUUGGGGUGACAACCAAUAAUGUGACAGGAAGGAUGUACCUUGGGGUGACAACCAAUAAUGUGACAGGAAGGACGUACCAUGGGGUGACAACCAAUAAUGUGAAGGGAAGGACCUACCUUGCGGUGACAACCAAUAAUGUGACAGGAAGGAUGUACCUUGGGGUGACAACCAAUAAUGUGACAGGAAGGACGUACCAUGGGGUGACAACCAAUAAUGUGAAGGGGAGGAUGUACCUUGGGGUGACAACCAAUAAUGUGAAGGGAAGGACCUACCUUGGGGUGACAACCAAUAAUGUGACAGGAAGGACGUACCUUGGGGUGACAACCACUAAUGUGACAGGAAGGAUGUACCUUGGGGUGACAACCAAUAAUGUGACGGGAAGGAUGUACCUUGGGGUGACAACCACUAAUGUGACAGGAAGGACGUACCUUGGGGUGACAACCAAUAAUGUGACGGGAAGGAGGUACCUUGCGGUGACAACCAGUAAUGUGACAAGAAGGACAAACCUUGAGGUGACAACCAAUAAUGUGAAGGGAAGGACAUACCUUGGGGUGACAACCAAUAAUGUGACAGGAAGGACUUACCUUGGGGUGACAACCAAUAAUGUGACGGGAAGGAUGUACCUUGGGGUGACAACCACUAAUGUGACAGGAAGGACGUACCUUGGGGUGACAACCAAUAAUGUGACAGGAAGGACGUACCUUGGGGUGACAACCAGUAAUGUAACAGGAAGGACAUACCUUGGGGGUGACAACCAAUAAUGUGACAGGAAGGACGUACCUUGGGGUGACAACAAAUAAUGUGACAGGAAGGACGUACCUUGGGGUGACAACAAAUAAUGUGACAGGAAGGACGUACCUUGGGGUGACAACCAAUAAUGUGACGGGAAAGAGGUACCUUGGGGUGACAACCACUAAUGUGACAGGAAGGACGUACCUUGGGGUGACAACCAAUAAUGUGAAGGGAAGGACGUACCAUGGGGUGACAACCAAUUAUGUGAAGGGGAGGAUGUACCUUGGGGUGACAACCAAUAAUGUGACAGGAAGGACAAACCUUGGGGAUGACAACCAAGAAUGUGACGGGAAGGAUGUACCUUGGGGUGACAACAAAUAAUGUGACGGGAAGGACGUACCUUGGGGUGACAACUAAUAAUGUGAUGGGGAGGACGUACCUUGGGGUGAUAACCAAUAAUGUGAAGAGAAGGACGUACCUUGGGGUGACAACCAAUAAUGUGACGGGAAGGAUGUACCUUGGGGUGACAACCAAUAAUGUGACAGGAAGGGUGUACCUUUGGGUGACAACCAAUGAUGUGACGGGACGGAUGCAUGCUUCAUCACAUGGAUUAUUAAUGUGCAAGUUACUGAUGGACUUAUUUGAAAAAUCUAAUACUGGCUUAAAAAAAGUGAGAAAUAAUUUCCCAGUAGAUGAUAUGUUAUAGAUGUUUACAUUAGGUACACUAUGAAAUAUUUAUUUUGUUACACAUUGAGAUAAUCAUAAUAAAAGUAGACUUCUAAA
Molecule: messenger RNA, 11944 nt
Organism: Pecten maximus
Lineage: Eukaryota; Metazoa; Mollusca; Bivalvia; Pectinida; Pectinidae
Product: serine/threonine-protein kinase TNNI3K-like
Exons: 23
Coding region: 135-2738 (867 amino acids)
Biological process (GO): protein phosphorylation
Molecular function (GO): protein binding; protein kinase activity; ATP binding
Source: RefSeq, a predicted model, not a curated record